Fulvia fulva is the source of this 708-nucleotide messenger RNA. Its product is annotated as Acetoacetyl-CoA synthetase. The transcript has a single exon. Gene Ontology annotation, cellular component: cytosol. The record is from RefSeq and is a predicted model, not a curated record. Gene Ontology annotation, molecular function: acetoacetate-CoA ligase activity. The coding region runs from base 1 to 708 and encodes 235 amino acids. NCBI's taxonomy places the organism in Eukaryota, Fungi, Ascomycota, Dothideomycetes, Mycosphaerellales, Mycosphaerellaceae.
AUGGACAUUAACGUCUUCACAGCUGACGGCAAGCCGGCGCCGGAAGGCGAGCCAGGGGAACUGGUGUGUAAGAAGCCUUUCCCGAAUAUGCCGGUUAUGUUCUUGAACGAUCCGGAGAGGAGACGAUAUCAUGCUUCGUACUUUGAGGGGUUUUCGCAUGUGUGGACGCAUGGAGACUUUGUGAGGAUCAAUCCGGAGACGAGGGGGAUUUAUGUUCUGGGACGAAGCGAUGGGGUUCUCAAUCCGAGUGGUGUACGGUUUGGGAGUGCGGAGAUGUAUACCGUCCUCGACUCGCCCGCUCUCAAAUCUUCCGUUGCGGACGCGCUGGUUGUGGGUCAGCAACGACAAGACUCAAGAUACUCAGAUCCGACGGAACAGGUCCUUCUCUUCCUGAAGUGCACACCGUCCGCCACUUCCAGCAGCCUUUUCCCGAACUCCGGUUUGGUUGAUCAGGUGAAGCAGCACAUUAUCAAGGAUCUGAGUAGGAGGCAUGUACCGCACUACUUCUUCGAGGUUGACGAGAUUCCGUAUAACGUCAAUGGCAAGAAGCUGGAGACGUUGGUGAAGAAGGUGGUGAAUGGUGGGCCGGAGGUGUUGAGGAAGUUGAAGAUGACGGAGGAUGAGGCGAGGAUGAUGGGGAAAUUUGUCAAGUUCUAUCAUGUUGAGGGCGUUGUGAAGAGGGAGGGAAGGGAGGUGGCGAAGUUGUGA